CUUCGAAAUAAGAAUAAUUCUGGUUUGUGCUUCACAGAACUUACUGAUCCACGGACCUGAAUAAAGUAAUGGCCAAAAUUUUAACCACCCCGCAUGUGAGCUGUCGAUAGGGUCCUACAUGUACAGCAAGCAGGGUUGUCAAAAUAAAGUUCGAAUUCCAAUUGUCUUCCAGAAAUAUGAUCUAAAACUGUAUGUAUGUCGGCAAUAAGCGGAGGAGAUGAUACGCAGACUCCAUUAUUGCAGACAAGUUUUUCUUCUGAUGAACGGAAUCAUUCCCUUAAAAAAGGGAAUGUGUGGACGGCUUUGGCACAUAUAAUAACAGCAGUAAUUGGUUCUGGAGUGCUUUCAUUAGCAUGGAGCAUGUCACAGCUUGGGUGGAUUGCAGGUCCAUUGACCAUGUUGUCAUUUGCAUCAGUCACACUUGCUUCUAUAUUUUGUCUCUGGAAUUGCUACAAAUCUCCUGAUCCCGACUAUGGUCCUGUGAGAAAUGCCUCCUACUUAGAUGCUGUUCGGGAAAUUCUAGGAAAAAGGAACGCUUGGGUGUGUGGCAUUAUCGUGCGACUAUAUUUCAUCAAGAUAGGUAUUGUCCAUACAAUUACAUCCUCCAUCAGCAUGAGAGCAAUUCAGAGAUCAAAUUGUUACCAUAAUGAAGGGCAUAAAGCUUCUUGUAACUACGGGAUUACUUAUUACAUGCUUGCAUUUGGAAUUAUCCAGGCCAUCUUGUCUCAAAUACCUGAUUUUCAGAGUACUGAGUGGCUCUCUAUCGUUGCGGCAAUCAUGUCCUUUUCGUACUCUAUGAUUGGAUCGGCACUUGGCUUGGCAAAAGUAAUAGAAAAUGGAGAAAUAAAAGGUAGCAUUGGAGGAAUACCGACUUCCACUACUACUGAAAAAGUAUGGGCAAUUUCUCAAGCGCUUGGCGACAUUGCCUUUGCGUUUCCGUUCUCUCUUAUUUUCCUAGAGAUACAGGAUACUCUAAGGUCCAAUCCACUUGAAAGGGUCAUCAUGAGGAAGGCAUCAAUUAUGGCUGUCUGCGUCACAACUUUUUUCUACCUAUGUUGUGGAGGGCUUGGGUAUGCAGCUUUUGGGAAUUCGACCCCCGGGAACCUUUUAACCGGAUUUGGUUUUUACGAGCCAUACUGGCUUGUUGACUUUGCUAAUGCUUGCGUCGUUCUUCAUCUUGUUGGAGGAUAUCAGGUAUACACUCAACCACUCUUUGAGAAUACUGAAAGAUGGAUUAUAAAGAAGUUUCCCGACCGAAAAAUAUUGCAUGAAGAUUACACUCCAAAACAAAUACCGCGUCUAAGACUAAAUCUUUUGAGGCUGUGUUUCCGAACUGCUUAUGUUGCAUUAACCACGGGAUUCAGCACACUUUUUCCAUACUUUAACCAAGUAGUCGGGGUGGAUGAAGCAAUCACCUUCUGGCCUAUAGUUGUACAUUUCCCUGUGGAAAUGUACUUGGUGCAGAAAAAUAUUGGACCUCUGACAAAGAAGUCGAUAAUUCUUCGAGUAUAUAGUUUUAUUACAUUGAUCGUGAUACUAUACGCCUUUGUUGGCUCAAUCAAGGGUUUGAUAAAAGCAAAAUUGAGUUGAGAAUUACUUAUUUUUACAUUCUGAUAUGGGUUAAAACCAAAUUGCUCAUGUCAAAGUGAGUUUUUGAGGCCUAUACAGGGAAACUGAAACAUGAAGCAUGGUA
Messenger RNA from Olea europaea var. sylvestris, 1693 nucleotides. RefSeq names its product probable amino acid permease 7. The coding region runs from base 196 to 1590 and encodes 464 amino acids. The record is from RefSeq and is a predicted model, not a curated record. The transcript is spliced from 7 exons. NCBI's taxonomy places the organism in Eukaryota, Viridiplantae, Streptophyta, Magnoliopsida, Lamiales, Oleaceae. Gene Ontology annotation, cellular component: plasma membrane.